AUAAACAUGGACGUUUGAAGUGAUUUGCCCGCACUGAGUUAGUCGGAAAACAUCUCUUUUUCAAGUCAUAGGACGCUGCACCAGACUUUUUAAUGUGACCGAUUGAAAUUUCAAAGCCUCAGAAUGGCUAGAGGACCGCAUCAAUCGUCUUCUCAACUUGAGAAAAUUUGCCAGGACUGGAUGAGCAUCAUUGAAAUAUUGCUCUCUUACAUCAAUCGUCCGAAGCUCAUCAAAUCAAAAUUUCGGUUGUCCUUUAAUCACAUCAUUGCUCGCUUUGAAGAAGCUUGGAGUAUUUUCUGUCCUGAGAUUGAAAUGGUACCAGACCCUACCAAUGCAGUAUUGGAUGCCUAUCAAGAUUUUCUGAGUGCUUUCUCCAACUGCCUGAUGAUUUUGCUCACAAAAGACUUGGACCACACAAAAGUGCCUGGGAUUUCAGCUUUCUACGAGAAGCUCUUCAAAACUCUCUACUUGAAUUGCAGCAACUUGUACUUGUACCUGAUGGACAAACACAUGUCCAGCUUGAAAAAUAUCCUAGAUGUCUAUGUGAACCCCGUUGGUUUUUAUCCACCGAUUUCAAUUGGAACCUAUAGUGUUGCAAACUCAAGUCGUUUCCCUGGUGAAUGUAGAUCGCUUGUUAGACUGGCAAGCAUUGAAAGCGCAAAACCUGUCGUUUCUUUCCUGUCUGAUGUGAUUUUUAGUUCAUAUGAAUUGGUUCUCCAGUCUCCCCUCAGACUUAAGCUACUGGACUUGUACUUACAAAGGCUGGGAGCUUGGGACCUGUUCAACUACAAUGAUCUUAUUUCAAACAAAUUUCUUGCUCUUGCUUCGUUUCCAUUUCGCAAGGAUUUAGACAUGCUUCCAUGUUUUGUGGAAAUCUGUACUGAUAUUGUAUCCAAGGAACCAUUGGAGGCUAGCAAUUCAAAGUUGCUGUUGCUUCAAGACCAGGUUGCUCAAAUGUUCUUGUCCCAGGAAUUCUCUGUAGAAGAUAUGGCUAAAUUCCCAUUCCCAACAAAGUUGAAAGCGGCUGUGAUGAAAUAUCAAUGUGAUGAUGAUGGUAAAGGUACUCAAAGCAAAUUGGUGAAACUUCUUUGCAAAUUUAUGUGCAAAGGGGUUGUGAAGUUGACUGACCUGGAGAUCAAAUGGCUGGCACAUAAUUUCUGUGGAACCGCUAAUAAUGUGUCUGGCUCCCUGAUGAUGGCAUUCCUGGAGUACGAAUUGAGGUGCUGCUUAGCUGGCGUGCAUCCAAAUAAAACAGAGCAUGGAACAGUGCCCCACAGCAAAUCCCAUGUGAAACACUCAAUUAAUGUAUGGAUCAAUGCAGGAGAUGUUAGCCAAGUUUGGCAGAUAGCUUCACAAAUUUUUACAAAAAAGCUAGAAAGACUUGCUCAAGUAGAGGACCAGAAGCACGACUGCAUUGUUGCUGACGUGGGAAAACUCCAUUUAAUUAUGAAUGGACUGCAAGUGAUUGUAUGCAGAAUCGAAAUUGAACAGAAAAAGGCAUCUGAAUUUAAAACUCCCCCGAGCUUCGUUUUCUUCCCAGGCAGUUAUGAAAAAGUUGUGGCACAAAUGGGAAUUUUGCCCAAUCACUGCAUUGAGUUGAUCCCAUCUAAGGGCAAAGCUCCCUCACUGGAAAAUGUUAACGUGUCUAUCAAGUUAUGGAGAGAGGUGUUGGAGAUGUUGAAUGCACUUCGACUUUUGCCUGAGUCGUCCAAGUUGGAAGCCUCGGAGCUAAAUUCCAUUGAGAUCCUGUGUGGUUUACCAUGGUUGAAUAAACAAGACAAGGCUGACAUACCUGCAAACAAACUUGAGUGGUACCAAAUCCUAGCUGAGAGUCUGCAGAAAAAACUCAAAGGAGAGAUGCCUGAAAGCUUAUCAGUGGACACUUUAAAGGUGUUUGGCAAGGAAUUGAACAAAACAAGUAAAAAGCCAACGGCGUGGAGAGUCAAUGUAGUCCGAGACUGCCUGAUGACUUAUCCUGAAGAGUUGGAAAUUGUCAUGCCAAAUCUACCAGUCAUUAUUUCUUCCUGUCACCGAUCAGACAUCAAGCCCUUGUAUCAAGUUUUCAGCAAGAUUUUGAACCAUCAAAGCGAAAAAAUCAUUGCAUUAGCUGCUGAAGUCUUGCCAAGCAUUGUUUGCGCUCUCUCAGGCUGCUGUGAAGUCCAGGAAUUCAUCAAAGAGAAUGAGGCAUCCAGUACAAUUGACAUUCAAAUAUCUUGUUCGGAGUGCUCUUUAAACAGGAACUUUGCAGGCCCCAAAGGUUGGAAUUUCUUGAAUCUGCUCGACAAUUUCAGUGCCGAUUGGAAAAAUGUCAUCCUCCACAGUAACCCUGCUAUAAGAAGAGCCAUAGCUAAAGGAUUUCCUCAAAUAAUUAAACAUUUGGGAUCGUCAUUCAGUACUGCAGAUGUUCAACUUUGGGUCAAACUUCUUUCAGAUGAAGAUGCAAGCAUUUCGGAUGACUUUGUUUGUAAUCUGCCAUCAAUUCUGAACCUAAGAAAUGACACAGAAUACAGACAAGAGGCAUUCAAGAUCAUCAUAAACGAGUUAAAUUAUUUGAUUGAAAAUACUUGGAGGGGGCGCAAGUCGUGGGAUAUUGUCUUGGCAGCAAUGGACCCCAUUCUUAAAAUGCAGAGUGACUUUGCGGUAAAGCCAGUCAUGAAGAUGAUACUAAAGUUGAUUGCCCUGAAGAAGGAUGAUAUAUGUGGCCUCAAUCAAGAAGUUGUCGUAGAAUUCUUCAAUAGCAACCAUAUGGAUCCAAUGGUUGCAUUCUUUCAGUCACAGGAUGAAAUUUGGUCUGCUGUUAUCGAAACGCUCUCCUUUCAAGACCCUAACAAGAGGAACAUAAUUUAUUGCUUUGAGCGAAUUUGCAACAUCUUUGGAUUCAAGUCCGUGACCCUGAGGAAGCACCUCUUCCACUUUUUGCGAGUCUUGAUUCCCAAGUGCUAUGAGGAUACAACCUUUCUCGACACACUGGAAGAUACUGCUUUGUACCUCAAUGUUCCUCAGAAAAGUAUCAAAAGUAUGCUCACAAGAUUUCAUGCCAUGCUCUAUCCGAUGUUUGUCGUGAACUACCCUGAUAACUACUUAGACUUUUACUUGAAGUUGGCGGGAUGUGAUGAUGAAGUUAGCCGUUACUUGACCCUUAUCAUUAUCCAAGUGAUACUGAACUUCCACUCCAGUUCUGAAGAUAUUUACAAGAAGCUCACAAGUAUUUUGAAAGGUGGUGAUGACAAAACUGACCUGUCACCCGAAGAGAUUUCUCAAGACCUGCAAAGCCAUAUGAUGGGCAUAUUGGUCACCAUCCAGAGCAAUGUCGUGAGCAAAUAUGCCAGCACUGAUUUGAAGGUACGAUCUCUUGUUGGGUUUAAGAACUUGCUGAAACUGGUGAGCACUGAGGCCAUUUCACCUGUGUUUAACAAAAUUCUCGACGUAAUUUGUACAUUCAAGACCCUCAAAGAACCAGAAUUAGUAAAGGCAUACUGCUCUUUAGUUCUCACCUUCCUUGAGCACCUGGAGAAAAGCAAGCUUGGUGCUGUAAUGUUUACUAUAAUGACCAAUUUGACAUUUCUUGACCUCGAGAAGUUCAAAACUGAAGCAAAGUUGAUCGUUGAUUUCUUUCUGGUGAAGAACAGGAAGAACGUAAAACCGAACAGCGAAGACCUUUUUAACUUAACAGAUCUUCUAAAAGAAUUUGGGUUGAACAAGUUUUUAGAAGACUGCCUGCAAUGUGCCAAAUCAUUGUCAACUGACGAAAUGUUAGAGAUCAAGCUUAAUGCUAUUUCUAAUAAUUAUGUUGAGAAUCAAAUUUUGGCCCUAAAAUGUCUCAAGAAAUACUUCAUCACAAUCCAGCCAGAAAUUCAGAGGCUAUUCUUUGCUCACAACUUGGACUCUCACUCAUCCCUAAAUGCAAUAAUUGGCAAGUUAGUCAGUGGGGCAUCUUCCCCAAAUCCGUCUCUACGAGUCCCAAGCAUUGAGUGCCUAAGCGAAUUAGGAGCCAUCGACCCUAGCCACUGGAUUGUUGCCUAUGGUUUUAAGGAUAGGUCAAAAUUUUUCCUGGACUCGUCUUGUGCUGAAUUUGUUUGCCGAGCAUUGGAAACCCUGCUUGAUGGAUUUCAGUCAAGUACAAAGAAAGAAGACAUGGACAUAAUUGGAUAUGUUUGUCAAGAAUUCAUGAAAGCCAACCACUUUCAAAACGAACCAGCCAAGGCUCCUGUACAAAUUUGGAAUCUCUUCAGUGAACAAUCAAAAACUAUGCUGAUGCCAUUUUUUACGUCAAAUUACAUCAGCAAGAUAACCAUUGAAGCUGAUGAGCUCCCUCACCCUCUUAUUAGUUCCCAAUAUGGGGAAGCAUUUGAAGACUGGAUACUCCACUGGGUGGCGCGCUUGAUUGGUUACAUCAAGAACAAGAGCAUUAAAGACACAUUUGAUGCGCUCAAAUUGGUCUUCCGCAUCAAUCUGAAAAACGCCUCAUUUUUCCUGCCCCACAUUUUCAUCAAUGCGGUUUGGGCAGCAACUCCCGAGGAAAUUGAUUUGAUCGUAGAGGAAAUGGUCACAGCAGCCCACUUGCAUGAAAGUUCCUGCCAAGUUUCCGAAGAGGAGUCAUUUGAAAUUGUCUUCAAAGCCUUGAGACAAAAUGUUGGGAUGCAGAGCUCUGUAGAGCUGCAUUUGGAAGCAUCAAAUUCGGCACAGAAGGAAACGAAUCUCAAAUGCUCGAAAGUAAUAUUUUCUUUGAUAGACUACAUUAUACGCUGGAAUUUGGAAUUCGAGCAAGCACUUCUAAAUGGAGCACCCUCUAAAAGGUCAAUGGCUUCCACAUGCAGCGAAUCUUCUAGAGAUGUGCGAAACUCUCCUCUUGCCUACAAGUAUAGAAAAAAUAGAGAUUUCAUGGACCGCUUUAAUUUGAAAUUAGCAGCUGAGCAGAACCAUUCUUGCAAUGAAAACUUCAGAGCUCUGCGGUAUCUGGACAUUUUUUGUGUGGAAAAAAAUAGAGAGAAAAAUGUUGAGGGCUGCUUAAAUCUAUUUUUGCGAAUCCAUUCCCAGCUGCAGAAUAUUGACUUUGUUCAUGGAGUUUCAUCAAUCAGGAAAAGAGCUACUGGAAAGUCUGAGCAAUUGCUUUUGUAUGAAAUGAAUGGAGAGCUCCAGGAAUCUAUCAUUUGGUGUGAAAAGAUGAUGUGCAACAAAGAGGGAGAUGUCCAAGAAAUUUUGGGCUAUGUCACAAAAACGUACCUUCAACUAGAUCAGCACCAGCCAGUAAUUGGGAUUUUUGAGAAGCACUUUGAUGAGACAAAUAGUCCGAAGUUUAAUGGGGCACUGUUGGCAAGCAAACUAGAAUCUCACUGGCGUAUGGCUGCUUGGGAGGAUCUGAACAAAACUUUGAGCGAUACUAAAAACUCUGAUUUUACUUGGGCGUAUCACUUUGCUAAAAUCCUUGACAGCAUCUUUAGAGGUGAUUAUGAGGAUUCCAGAAGAAGUAUCUACAUGAUGAGAGAGGAUCUUGGCAAUUGGUUGAACAAGUGUGGACCCAUCAGCAGCCCAUACGCAACAAACUAUCCAGCUUUUCUCCUAAUGCACUUGCUGACUGAUGUGGAAAUCAUGAUUAAAAUCCUUCUACCGUCGGAAAAGAUCGGAAGUUUAAGUGAGAAGGAACAGGUUGCAAAAAUCAAGGAGGCGUUUUAUGCAAUGGAGUUUCGACAAAAGAGGAUCAGUUUUGCUUGGAAAGGACUCCAAAUGGCUUUAUCAGUGAGACGAACGCUGCUGUCUUUACUUCAACAUGUCCUGGCUGGAUUUAGUGAAACAGGCUCUUUCAUCAGAAAAGAACUGGGACGUCUAUGGAUGGAAAGCGCAAAAAUCUCGAUUAACCAUCGGCAGUUCCCGCAAGCCUUGGGCUAUCUGAUCAGCAGUGAACAAUGUGGUCUCAAGGAAACCUUUGUACUUCAAGCUCAGUUGGAGUGGGAAAAAGGAAGCAAAGAGCUUGCCUUAAUUUACCUGCAUCGAGGGAUUAACAAAUACUUUCCUGAUUGGGAAAAAUUUGAACAGAUUCCUACUGGAACUAGAGUUGAAGAUAGGAGGAUAUGUGCCGAGGCAAAACUGCUCAUUGCCAAAUACAGCUCUAAAAUGAAAAUUGUGGAUGAUGUUCAAGCCAUCUUUUUGUACAAACAAGCUGUAAAAUGCUAUCCCCAAUCCGAGGAGUCAUGGGUUCACCUUGCCAGAGCUUAUGAAACCGUAAAAAAGAGCACAGAAAAAACCUCGGGAAGAGGAAAAAACUAUUAUGUUUGUCUGAAAGAGAUUGUGAAAUGCUACACUUUUGCAUUGAUGAAUGGGGUUAAAUAUCUCUAUGAGUCGCUCCCAAGAGUCAUUACCAUCUGGGCUGAUUCUCUCAAUGAUCUGCAAGAUUUAUCCACAGAAAAGAAUGAUAAUGAGAGAAAAAUGGUCACAUCUGCUUUCAACUUUUUUGACGAACAUAUGAAGGACUUGAGAAAAAAUCUCCCACCGUAUGCUUUCUAUGCCUGUUUCAACAACUUGAGUGCAAGGCUCUGCAGCUCAUACCGUCGCGUAUAUACUUUCAUCCAAGAAAUCUUUGUGGAUCUCUUGCAAGCACAUCCAUAUCAGACUCUGUGGAAGUUGGUCCCCAUGAUCAAAGUGUCCCACGUCAUUCGAGUGAACAGAGUCCAAGAAGUGCUAAUUAAAUUCGGGGCAAAGAAUGGUGAUAUGAACAGGCUAAUGGAAGCCUAUGUGGUCUUCAACAGCUUCCUUUAUGACUUAGGUCACUUUCAAAUCAAGACGCAGAGCUCAAAAGUUUUGAUGACAAAUAUUGCUCCCAAGCUUGUAGAAUUUUUUAAAAGGUCGCAGGGAUCAAGAAUCUUGAUGCCUACUGAAGAUCUCAUUAGCGUAGUGCUGCCAGAUGACUCGGUCAACUUCAAGACGCACAACGCCUUUCCCAGAGAACCGGUGUAUAUUACAAGGGUAAUGGAACCAGUGCAAGUCUUUGCAUCACUACAGAAACCAAAGAAAUUCUCUCUGUUGGGAUCAGACGAUAAGGAAUAUUCCUGGCUUGUGAAGAACAAAGAUGACCUAAGAAUUGACUCCACUGUGAUGCACUUUAUGCAGGCUUUGAAUGCCCUGCUAGACCAGAACACUGAAUGCAAAGAGAGAAGACUUAGCUGCAAAACAUAUAGCGUGGUACCACUUGGUGAAGACUGCGGGCUGAUUGAGUUUAUUCCUAAUUUAAUAACAAUGCGACAAGUGAUCAUGGACUUGUACAAAGGGAAAGGAGAGAAGAAUGAGACUAAGGAAGAAAUUAAGAAGGGGGACAAUAUUGAAACAAAGUGUAGGAUUUUUGAGAAAUGUUUGAUUCCUGCCCAUCCAUCCGUCUUGAGUGACUGGUUCAAUUGGAAGUUCCCUGACCACUCUGCAUGGAAUGAAGCUAGAAAGAAGUUCAUCUACUCCACAGCAGUUAUGUCCGUGGUUGGCUACAUUCUCGGACUGGGAGACAGACACGGAGGCAACAUCAUGUUGAAUAAUUUGACUGGUGAAUCCAUUCACGUUGAUUACAACUGUUUAUUCAACAAGGGAGAAACACUGCCUUGGCCAGAAAAAGUGCCAUUUCGACUGACGCAUAACAUGAUCAAGGCUAUGGGCGUUGCUGGAAUGGAAGGGCCGUACAGGAAAGCUGUCGAAUUGACUGUUGCAGUCAUGAGAAACAAUGCAGAAACUCUUUUUGGUGUUCUGAGCCCAAUCAAGUUUGAUGCCACCAUUAAAGACAGGCUUGGUGAAAAUAGCAACAAACAAGAGUUCAUCAACACAUCUGUUGACAAAUCCUUGAGGAGGGUGCAGAUGAGACUUGCUGGGAUUUUAAAUGAUAAAUUAAAAGAUGUAGCAGAUGGAAUGAUUUUGUCUCCUGAAGGUCACGCAAAAGCCAUUAUCAACCAAGCAACUGAUAUCAAAAAUUUGUGCCAAAUGUAUCCAGGUUGGGGUGCAUUCCUUUGAAUUUGUUUCCUCAAAAAGUGAAUUUUAUAAUUUAUUUUUGCUAAGAUUAAAAUAUUUUAAGAGCA
This is a messenger RNA of Neocloeon triangulifer, 8048 nucleotides long. It is a transcript of the gene mei-41, whose product is annotated as serine/threonine-protein kinase ATR. The record is from RefSeq and is a predicted model, not a curated record. The transcript is spliced from 29 exons. Gene Ontology annotation, molecular function: protein binding; protein serine/threonine kinase activity. Gene Ontology annotation, biological process: telomere maintenance; protein phosphorylation; DNA damage checkpoint signaling. Bases 124 to 7983 code for a protein of 2619 amino acids. Gene Ontology annotation, cellular component: nucleus. Lineage: Eukaryota; Metazoa; Arthropoda; Insecta; Ephemeroptera; Baetidae.